UAAAAAACUUUCGAUUUCGAGUUUGAGAAUUAAGAUUUUUUUAGUGGGUGUAAGUGGUAUGUACUAGAGUACUCGUGCAACGAGAGAGGGAAUCGCUUGACUUUCUAAUAAAUAAUACCAGCUUAUAAAUUUACUGCUGGUAUCAUACCUACUCAUAUAUAGCGAUCAUUUGAACAUUAGUGACCAAGCUAUAUUGCAGAUUCUAAUAUUUUAAAUCUAACCUAGAUUUAAAAUAGAAUCUGCACUCCUCACUUUCCUUCAGGGUUUAUCAGUAUCUAGACUCUUAGGCAAGUAAAUUUUAAAAUGUCACAUUGUUACUUGCCUACGUUUAGAUCGAACCUUCAAAUCGAAGAGAAGCAAGGUCACCGCGACAUUAUUUCCAACUAAAACCAUUUAAUUGUAAUUUAUAAACUUUCAUUGAAUUAUAAUUACUUUUCGAGUCUUUUCAUAACUAAGUGUAUAUACAUCCUUAUAACAGAGUUCAUUCUUGUUCUUAAUUUCAAUUAAUCAAUGUCAGCUUAUCGCUUGCUACUACUUCAUAGAACUUAGUCGGGCCACUACACUUGAUCCUUCCCCUUAUGCAUACAAUACAAGCCAGCUGUCUUAAGUAGGAUGAUCGGACUAUUAUUACAUUACCAUUUGAAUAAACUAACAAUUUUCGAAAAAAAAAUAUCUUGGCAUGGAAAUUACCCGCGCAAAGCCGCAAACAUAAUACACCCCAAAACAUACGUGCAGAUUUUCAGUCAAUUUUUAUUUUGCAGAUCCAAAAACAUGGGUAAGGACGAGUGCUCGCUGUUUCACUGCACAGAAAAGGAGAAAGCUGAGAUCCGAAAAGAAGUCGGUGUAACUGAAGCUGCCAUCAACGAUGGCGUGGACGCUAUUUUUGAGUGGUUCAAUAAACAACCACACUUAGCCGAGGCUGGACUCACAAGGGUUCAUGCUGAGAUGAUGAUAAUCAUAUCCAAAGGCUCUAUAGAGCGAGCGAAAGAAAAGAUAGAUAAUCUAUACAAAUACCGCGCUUUGAUGCCUGAGAUUUUACAGACACGAAAAGAAUUGUUAUGUAGCCCGGAGAAAAUAUGGGACACAUACACUGCUUUGCCCAUGCAGAAAUUAUACGAAAACCGGAGAAUAUUUUUCCUUUUUAUAAAAGACUCGACCGAUUUAAAUAACCUGGAACUGUACAGGAGGACACUUAUGCUUAUAGAUUUAAGAAUGAAGUACGACUAUAUGCGUGGUGAUAUAUGGAUAUUAGACUUGAGCAACGUUUCUCUGAUGCAGGUUAUGACUCAAAACCUUAUGAUAUACAAGAAGAUUGCACUGUUUUUCAUGAAGGGCUUGAACUGGCGAAUUCAUGCUGUACACUGCAUCAACAACUCAGCACCGGUUGGUUUGGUCCAAAGGCUGAUUGACUUCGUCGGAUCAUUCAUAUCUCCACUGAUUUUGAGCCGAAUAAUCAUCCACGACAGUAUUGAAGACCUUUAUAAGCACGUGCCCAAAGAUUGUUUGCCUGAAAACUAUGGCGGCAAGGAACCUCAUACCGACAUACUAAGAGAAAGAAUGGAAAAUGAAAUGAGAAGGCCGGAGAUUACCAAAUACCUAAUGGACUGUACUAAAAUGGUGUCUAACGAGAGUUUGAGGCCAAGAGACGAUCAUUCAGAGGAAUACCUAAGCGGGUCCUUCAAAAAGCUAGAGUUUGACUAAAGACCCACUACAUUUUUUCACAAAUUACCUUGUGAACAACGAACAAUUGAAUAAUAAGAACUAAUGGCCGCGGUUUCCUUUCCUUUUUAAUACCACACAGAAUAGGGAUUAUGAGAAUUUUUUUUUUGCAGUGUUCGUCUUUUAGUUUUUUGCAUACUUA
Molecule: messenger RNA, 1861 nt
Organism: Trichoplusia ni (cabbage looper)
Lineage: Eukaryota; Metazoa; Arthropoda; Insecta; Lepidoptera; Noctuidae
Exons: 6
Coding region: 613-1701 (362 amino acids)
Cellular component (GO): membrane
Molecular function (GO): phosphatidylinositol bisphosphate binding
Source: RefSeq, a predicted model, not a curated record